AUGUUCUACAAAGGCCGGGAUAAGUCAAAAUGGUGUGAAUUUCACAGGGAUUAUGGUCAUAUAACUGAAGACUGCAAAGACCUAAAGGACCGGAUCGAAGACCUCAUUAGAAGAGGAUACUUCACCCAGUACCAAGCAAGGGUUGACCGAAAAUCUCCAUCCCGAGAGGAUGAAAACGGCAAUAGAAGGCCAGUCAAAGACAGGAUCACUGAAAUCCAAGUCAUCUCGGGUGGACCGACAAGAGGAGGAAGCAUACAUGGUGCCAAAGCCAGCUUGAAAGAAGUCAGGCACCAAGUAAACUACAACACGGCAGGGAAGUGGCCAGCACCUCCAGCCAUGCCAUCUAUGGUUUUUACGAAGGAGGAUGUCAGGGGAAUUGUCUAUCCCCAUGACGACCCCCUGGUAGUAUCUCUGCAGAAAUCAACCGCAAUGGUCCAUCGCGUGCUGGUGGAUGGGGGAAGUUCUCCCAAUAUAAUGUAUAAAGAGACGUUCGAAAAAAUGGGCUUUGACACUGCAUGUCUGAAGCCGGUCUCGUACCCAGUUAUCGGUUUCACAGAGGCCUCUGUAGUUCCAGAAGGAACCAUCAAGCUGUCGUAA
This is a messenger RNA of Beta vulgaris subsp. vulgaris (sugar beet), 597 nucleotides long. RefSeq lists its product as uncharacterized. NCBI's taxonomy places the organism in Eukaryota, Viridiplantae, Streptophyta, Magnoliopsida, Caryophyllales, Amaranthaceae. Bases 1 to 597 code for a protein of 198 amino acids. The transcript has a single exon. The record is from RefSeq and is a predicted model, not a curated record.